GUGUUGCGCGCAAUAGAUGAUGAGGACCAGCUGGAGGUGCUGGCUUGUGUCCACGGUGACUCCUACCUGCCCUUGAUGGUGUUUGAGCGGAUCCCCUCAAGCAGCCAGGUUGCAACACUUCCGUUCACCUUCGACGACAAGAAGGUUUGUUCCAAGGGAUGCAUCGCUGUGGAGUGCAAGCGGCAAGGCCUUUGCCUUUGCAUCGCCAAUGCACACCUGGAGGCCGGGCACGGCAAGAGCGAGGUUCGAGACGCGACCUUUGCCCAGAUAGGCGAACGCUUUGAGGCUGGCCCACAGUCUCUGCUCAUCGUCCUGGGCGAUCUCAAUUACCGCCUGGAAGCUUCCAAGGCAGUUGAAGAGCCAACCAAGGCUACUCCUGCUGACAAGCGUUCGCCAGAGUUUAUGUCAGAGUUUGAGACAUUGACGUCC
Messenger RNA from Symbiodinium pilosum, 429 nucleotides. The record is from the annotation of a GenBank genome assembly. NCBI's taxonomy places the organism in Eukaryota, Dinophyceae, Suessiales, Symbiodiniaceae.